Psilocybe cubensis is the source of this 1584-nucleotide messenger RNA. RefSeq lists its product as uncharacterized. The record is from RefSeq and is a predicted model, not a curated record. The transcript is spliced from 2 exons. The coding region runs from base 1 to 1584 and encodes 527 amino acids. Lineage: Eukaryota; Fungi; Basidiomycota; Agaricomycetes; Agaricales; Agrocybaceae.
AUGGGCACUACAGAAUUACGUAUCACUACGGAUCAUUACCUACUUGGCCCCGGUAUUGCUGAUGCACCACUCUUGAAAGUUUUGGCUCCCGUUUCAAAAACGCAUCUGGAUGAGCUCAAUCAAUGUAUCAGUCUGCGUAACAAUGCGAUGAAGGAAAUUCGAGACUUGGAGUAUUUUUUGUGUCUUCCCGCACAGCGUACAAUGGCUCUUAUUCGCACCGAACUUGCAAAAAUUGAUAACCGCUACGAAUUCUGCCGCAUUCAAGACAUCCGUAUCCACAAGCUUCAGGAAAUUAUACACGAAGCUGAGCAGCUAUUUGCUAUCUCCGAAGCACGAAACAAACUUGCUACAAGGCAACGCGCAUUGAUCAAAGACAAAGAGAAAAUUCAAUCCAGCUUUGAGUCUAUCCGGAGUCUGGACGAACUUGCCAUGCAGCAGAAAAAUUUGGUGGCGGUCAAAAAGGAGCUGCAGGACGUUGAAGAGCAGCUCAAGACGUUGGCACCAGUCGCUUCCAAGCCCUCCAAAUCAACAGACACUUCCAAAACCUCUAAAUUGACGGACGCUCCCAGAACCUCCAAGUCAAUGGUCAACGCUGAGGCGAAGUCUAAUGGAACUGCUCAGACUGAUUCUAAGAAUCCAGCUGCUGGUAAGCGCCAGGCAAAGGUAUUAGAGACCGAGCGACAGCCUCGCAAAAAGACCAAAAAGUCGGGGCGCCGUCUUGCCAUGCCCGAGUCUGACGACGACGAUGCUUUGGCACCUCCAUUCGAAGCAACAGAGUGGGGUUAUGAUUAUGAAGAUAUGAAGGAGGAAGCUAUGUGGUCAAAUAUGACACCGGUUCAGCGAUUAGAGUACGCAAGGGACAUUCGAAACGAGAUGCACAAAUUUAUACGAACUGGAAAUCUCGCGGAUUUUAGCUAUGCUUAUCGUCGCUCUAUUCGUCAUAUUCAAAGCCUUCUACCGGAUGACCUCUUUGACUCAAAGAAAGUUAUUGAGGCAGCACACUGCUCAAGCCACAAGUUUCUUGUCUGUCGGUACCAUAAACGCUUCCGAAAGGCAGUUUAUUGCGAUAACGGACCCGGACCAAAUCGGAUUGAAGGAGUGCCAAGAGCUCCGAUGUACCAAAAUAGAGAAACGCCAAGGGAGGAAGGAUUUAUGGAUUGCGGAUGCCUUGUCGACGACGUGUGUAUGGAGUUUUAUUUCUGGAAAACUCUGUAUAUCACUUCGCCUGUGGCAGAACUUGCUGGUAUCAAGGAGCCCCUCAAAAGCGACGCUAUUCUUCCUCGUCAUCGAUCAUUUAUGAUUCAACUCUGGAAGAAUUGUACUGGACUCACCGUGGACGAUAUAUACAAUAGCCGCCGGCCCAUUGGUGUUCCCAAAACCGUCCGCGAGAACUGGCUUCUCAACCUAUCAAUACACAGGUUGGCUACACUAUGGGUUAAACGCACAGGUGUUCCCAUGGUUAUUACCUACCCAUCUCGUGACAAGGAACAGGAACUGGGGGACGGAUUUUCUAACAAUAUUCAUUCUAUGACUGAAAUUGACUUGGAAAUGUUAUCUCUCGUAGGUAGACCGUGGUACUUUUAG